Molecule: messenger RNA, 1950 nt
Organism: Cuscuta campestris
Lineage: Eukaryota; Viridiplantae; Streptophyta; Magnoliopsida; Solanales; Convolvulaceae
Source: the annotation of a GenBank genome assembly
AGAGAAUAUUCCCCGAAUAUGCUUCCCCUCCUCCCCUAUAAAAAGAGUGUUUGCCAUCAAUGUUGAGGAGGCCAAAAAAAUUACUCCUUCCCUGCCCAAACUUCAUUUCUCUCUCUAGAGUAGUAUGUAUUUUUUCUUCCAAGAAGCUUCAAGCUUCCACUAAUGGCUUCUGAGCCCAAUUCAUGUAUCGUGUACAGCCCCCGAUAUUAAUAAAAAUCCCCCGUUGGCAAGGUACCGCCAAAAAAGGCCCGUGAUUUUUCUCCCGAUUUGGGUUUCCACGUCAAAAUUCUUGUGUUUAUAUUUUGGUGUAUUUUUUAGACUAGUUUAUCAUUUUUGCCCGGAUAAAAACGAUAUACCGGUCGAUAAUUUACACCAUCAUUUUGGCUCCGACCGUGGGACCCAAGAACAAAAAGCUUCAUUUUUUGUUCGGCCAUCUGACAGAGCCUAAAGGGUGAGAAACAAAAAAAAACAGUAAAAACUUUGGAUAUCCUCCAGAAGAGAGCAUUUCAUUUUCUUAAAAAAGUGAAAUGGUUGAGAAUUGAAAAAGGAGGAAGAAUAAAUCAGUAGAGGAAGAUGAAGACUAUCGCUAUUUUGGAGGGAUGUGUGUCUUCGCCAUAGAGAUCUCACCGCCCGUCGUUUCCAAAAUAAGCGCUGAAACAAAGAGAACUUCCACUGCCGUUCAAAAUGCAAUUCCACUUUACUGCCGCUGCGUCACCACGGGACACCAGCAAAACCCCCAAAUUGGAUCGAUACGACAACUGUCUCUGGAAGGUUAACAACACCAUUGCCGCCUCUUCUAAGAUUUUCUUCAGAAUCACUCUCUUGAUCGCCCUGCUACUUCACCGUCAACUACUCGCCGGUCUCCGAUGGCUCUGGCUACUUCGCGACCGUCCACUCCACCACUCAUAACUUGUUCUUGUUUGCCUUCUACGGCGGUGGCGCAUAUUGAGAGAAGCAGGUCUGCGCGUCGUCGGGUCCCCGCUGCACCAACGUGUUCUCCGUUCUGGUCACUGGCGCCACCGGCAUCGUCAGGUACCCAUCUAUCAUGGCGCUCAAGAAGCUGAUGACGUCUUGGGGUUGGGAUAUUUUAACCCUUAUUACGAUUCGUCCAGCAGGCAGCCACUGCCAUAGCCGGCGCUACCCCGGCGGGCUAUCGCUCUGAGCUAUCCCUGUUUUAGCUAUUUACCACUGAAGUCUAAAUUGCUAGACAAUUAUGGGUGGUGAUAGAGGGAAGUUCGUGAGAUGAUAGGGUUCUAAGCCCCUUGCGGAUGUCUUCUUUAACCGUGGGACCGAAGAAGAGAUAAGUUUAUAUAUCUCAUUCAACAAAGAAAAACGAGGGAGAUGAAAAAGCACAAUCUCAAAUUCUAUUUUUGUCAGAGGAUAUGUCAAGACCCAAGCUUUAGAGUAAAAUCUUCAAAAGGAUAUGCCGCAGCCGAUGCUCAGACCCGCCGACGCCGCCACUGCCGACACUUAUGUGCCUCCGUCACCAGAUGGUUGUUUUUUGAUCCCACCGCAGCCGAAGCCAUGAGCCACCAUGCCAGAAAAAAUCAAAUCCCCGAUAGAAGCCAAUCAUCGCCGCCGACGAAGUAAAUUGACGCUGCUACAAAUAUCUGUCGUCAUCCCCGCCACUGCCGACACUUACACUGCCGCCACUGUCGUCAUCCCCGCCACACUGGAAAAAAUCAAUCCUCGGUUGUUACUGCCGCAGCUAUGUCCGUACCCUUGGCUAAUACUCCCUCCGUCCUUCUGUAUUUGUCCACAUUUGAUUUUUGGAACUGUUCAUUUAAGCACUUUGACUCAUUAAAUUCUCUCAAUGUGUAAGCCUAAAUAUAGUCAUGUGUGAUCUUGUUUGAUUUGUCUUAACAUAUAGAUUAUUAAUAUAUAAUUUUUAUAAUUUUUUAAUAUACAAAUUAUAAGAUAAAAUGGAUUAAAGAAAUGCAUUGGAUGGUG